AGUUCCCUUGGCCCUCCGCCGGCCCAGGACCGGCAGCGAGGGAAGAAGGGCGACCCGGGGGGCGGCGCCACCACCGCCGCCGCCGCCGCUUCGGCUUCUCCAUCUUCUGCUCCUCGUCCAGGCCGUCGCCCGGCUCCCUGUCGGCGCGCCGAGCCGGCUCCCCGUCCGCUCCGCCGCGCCUCCGGCCCGAUUCUCCCCCAAGUGCCGAAGUUGACUCUGCGCGGCGACACGGCGGCGUCAGCCGACUUCUUCCCCUUCCUCUGCCUCCCCAUGGAUAUGCACUGCAAGGCAGACCCCUUCUCCGCGAUGCACCCAGGGCACGGGGGUGUCAACCAGCUCGGGGGGGUGUUUGUGAACGGCAGGCCCCUGCCGGACGUGGUGAGGCAAAGGAUCGUGGAGCUGGCUCACCAGGGGGUGCGACCCUGCGACAUCUCCCGGCAGCUGCGGGUCAGCCACGGCUGCGUCAGCAAGAUUCUGGGCAGGGACCUGCUGUGGGUUCGGAAAGAGGGGGAAAAGCCCACCAAGCAAAGAAACAAAGCGAUUGCAACCCAAUUUGCUGUGAGACCAACCUGCAAGUCUCCCCUCCCUGCCUUCUCCUCCUCCCAGCUAAGACAGGCCGGGCCCUACUUUCUCUCCACCCCCAGGUACUACGAGACGGGGAGCAUCAAGCCAGGCGUGAUCGGAGGCUCUAAGCCCAAAGUGGCGACCCCCAAAGUAGUGGAUAAAAUCGCCGAGUACAAGAGGCAAAACCCCACCAUGUUCGCUUGGGAGAUCCGGGACCGGCUACUGGCCGAGGGCAUCUGCGACAACGACACCGUCCCCAGCGUGUCCUCCAUCAACCGGAUCAUCCGAACCAAAGUGCAGCAGCCAUUCCACCCAACACCAGAUGGGAGUGCGACUGGAGUUACUGCACCUGGACAUACUAUAGUUCCCAGUACAGCCUCCCCUCCCGUCUCCAGUGCCUCCAAUGAUCCGGUGGGAUCCUACUCCAUUAAUGGGAUUCUGGGGAUUCCUCGGUCGAAUGGAGAGAAGAGGAAACGUGACGAAGAGGAUGGAUGCUGCAGGAGGCUAGCCCUACCGCCACAAAUGGGGCCAGGAAGCCAGACAGGAUUCCACCCUAAAGCCUGCGGGGCGAUUGACCCCAGGGGAUGCCUGUUCCUCUCAACAGAGCUCCACCUUGAUGGACGCCUAGGGGAAGUAUCCGAGGGCUCAGUCCCCAACGGCGAUUCCCAGAGCAGUGUGGAUAGUUUGCGGAAGCACCUUCGCGCCGACACUUUCACGCAGCAGCAGCUGGAAGCUUUAGAUCGGGUCUUCGAGCGUCCUUCUUACCCUGAUGUCUUCCAGGCAUCAGAGCACAUCAAAUCUGAGCAGGGUAAUGAGUACUCCCUCCCAGCUCUGACCCCUGGUCUUGAUGAAGUCAAGUCAAGUCUAUCCAGCUCUGCUAACCCAGACCUGGGGAACAACGUGUCAGGACCCCAGACAUACCCUGUAGUGACUGGUCGUGACAUGGCAAGCACAACCUUGCCCGGCUACCCACCCCAUGUUCCACCAACCGGACAGGGCAGCUACCCAACCUCAACUCUUGCAGGAAUGGUGCCUGGGAGUGAAUUCUCAGGAAAUCCUUACAGCCACCCUCAGUACACAACCUACAACGAGGCCUGGAGGUUCAGCAACCCUGCGUUACUAAGUUGGUUGAAUAAGGCCUUGGUUUCCUUACCGUUCCAUCCGAAGAACGACCGCAUCCGAUGUCAUAACCUUACGGGCUGGAGUUGGGACGGCAAGUCUCUCACACACACACACACACCUACAGUCAAGUCAGACAGGAGGAUGGAGCGAUGUCAACCCGCUGGCAAAAUGAAGAACUAUAUAAAUAGAUAUAUAAAUAUAACUGUUUUUAAUGCUUUGUCCUGAAGGUCUGUAAAAAAACAAAAACAAAAAAAGGAGGGGAGGGAAAUGAACAAAUCCCCCCCGUUUUCUAAAAAUCAAAAAGUCCUGGCAAAAACAAGCUGAAAUAGCUCCCCAGCCUGAACGGCAGACAUGAAGAAUAGUUCUCCCUUUCCAUUCCUAGGUUUCAUUCUUUUUCUGUUACACGCCGGGGUUGUUACACGCAUGGCGGCGAGGAGUGCAAGUGUAUUCUGUGGGGGAACUUGUUCACCUAAUACACAACUCCAGCAAGAUUUAUGAAGGAAAAAGCUUAAAUCCCCCAGCGACUGGUGUGCCACAUUUCAUUAAUCACUGCUGAAGGGGUAGAAACAUUUCGGGCAUGUGACACUGGACAAAAACAAUUCCAGACUAACUGGGAAUGUUUUCUGGUUCUCUGUCCUUCCAUUUCUGCUAUACCAAUAUGGACUAGAGGUCUGGGGUAAGGGGGGGGGGUGUAUCUUCUCUUCAUGGAGCUGUGGUACUCUGAAAUAGUGGCAUACAGCAAAAAGCAGGUGUUUUAUCCUUGAACCUCAAGCUUGUUUUAACUGAGUCUUACAUCAGUCAGCACAGCAACUUCCCUGUUCCUGGGGCUGUUCAUUUCCUUGUUUCUGCAUGCCUAAAAACUGAGCAGAAUUUGGAUUUCUAAGAAGUUCACUCUUUUUUUUUUUUAAGGCUAAUUUCCUGUCUUUGCGGACCCAUAGAUGAAAACACGCAGUUACCGUUCUAUAAAAGGUUGCUGCAGCAGAGAGGUGGGAUCCUGCAUCACUCUCCAUCCUCUUAUCUUGGCAUCCGCUUUAAGUUCCGUAAGCAGCGCUCGUCUCCUCUUGCGACCACACCAUGAAAUAUCCUAUGGUUAAAAAAAUCCCAAAUUAUGCAAACUCUCAAAAUGCCAGGAUCAAAAUAAACGUGCAGAUUGGAGCCAUUUCAUGCAGAAAGGCACGUCUGCAUUAACUGAUGGUUUACAGACAUUGUUUUUGCAUGUGGAAUUUGCAGCAGGGUUAGAUGUUGCAUCGAAGGGUGACAUUUAAGCAGAAGAUGGCAGAACAAAAUUUGCUCACAUUUUAUAUUUCAUAAAUCUGGUGUGCGGUGAGCAGUUAUCAACAGGGAAAAGGGAAAGCAUUCAUGGGGCGAACACAACAUCCUCCUCCAGUUUACAUCUCCAGAAGGCAGAGUGCGGACCAAAUUUCAAACUAGUGUAAAGCAGGUGGUUUUUAGCCCUGUUUUCUUUUUCUUUUUCCAAAUUGCCAUAUCCAAGGGGAAAUAAGAGAUCUCUGUAUUUGGGGCAAUACUUUAUGAACCCCUUCUAUAGGGAUCAACAAAGCAUGUUGAUCGCCAAGAAUUCCAAUGGCGCCUUUCCAUUUUUCUCUGUAAGCUGCUUGCCCCAGGUGAAUUGACCAACUCUCUUUUAAUUCACCUAUAUUUGUCUGAGAUGAUUCAAACAAUUGUUUGCUUGUCACAGACACUCACAAGAACAAGCUUUUAUGUUCCAGGCCGACAGAAGUUACCUAUAUCCACAUCUGUGCUAUAUACUGUAUGCCAUUAACACCCCCAAAUUAUAAGGUUGUAGCAGGAAAUCAUUCUGUAAAUAUACCUGCUUUUUUAUCUCAUCCAGUGCACACAAAGAAAUAUUGGGCAAACAGAAACUGUUUCAGUGCUUCCUCAAACCUCAUCCCAAAUUCAGCUUUAUCCAGCUCUAGGGUCCCUACAUCGCUCAACAGUUUAAACACUUAAACACACACACACACACACACCCCAAUUGCUCAUGCCUGUAUUUAUGACUCUGUUUGGGGAACGGCACAUGUAAGAUUGCCCAUUUGACUAGUGUUAAAUGUACCCCCAGAAUGUCUGGGAAGGAAAAUAGCUAACUGGGUCAACUGAAAACUUGUUAGGUCCUUGAAGCCCCAACUUUGGCUAUCCGAGAAAAGAGAGAGUAUAAGAACACUGACACAUCUCACCUACUUAAAAUUAUCUGGUUCAGGAAAACACAAAUAAAGGAAGAUGCAACUGAGAAUAGUCUGACCUAUCAUUCAUGGUCUUUUACUUACACUGGUAGAAAAGAAGGGGAAUAUGAGUCUGUCCAUAACCACUGGCUUGAUUUGGGGCCCGCUGACAUAGAUAAUGUUACAUUGAUUUUGAUUUGGCCUGGCAUGAUCAUAAAGAGAGUAAGCAAUUCUAUUUGGAACGUCCUAUGCAAAGGACUACUAGGCUGAGUCUUAGUCUUGCCACCUUGUCUUCUGAAGAGCCACCUGCAAAUGUGUAUUACAUUUGCCAAAGAAUUUCUUGUGUUGGCCCCUGCUGUUUUGAGUUACAGUUGGUGGGUUGCAUUGUAAAGCAGUAUUAUAGUUAAGUUUAGUAACCGACAAGGGGGAUUUACGUGAUGAUAUUCUACGGAAGACAACCAUCAAUAUUCAUAUAGAUUCAACUGGACUGGACUAUGCGGGAAAUGCAAAAAUUAUUUAAUAUUUUGUUAUUUGCGGGGGGAAAUUUGCUGCUUUGUAGGAAGAUGAUGUUUGUAAUGUGAAGGCAAUUCCUCUUGUAUAUAAGCCCAUUCUCCCAUCUUCAUCAUGCUAGUGAUUGAAACAGGCUCACCUCAUCGUGUAGAUAAAAGAACGCACCGUCUGUACUGUUCGAAUCGCAUUGUGCUCACUGAAAACAAAGCUCUGUGUUCAAUAAAGCACAGCACAAACUCGGACUCUGUGGGAACGAACAAGCCUGACAAGGCCUUUUCCCUGGCAACCUCCAGCAGCCCCCCC
Podarcis muralis (Common wall lizard) is the source of this 4676-nucleotide messenger RNA. It is a transcript of the gene PAX2, whose product is annotated as paired box 2. Lineage: Eukaryota; Metazoa; Chordata; Lepidosauria; Squamata; Lacertidae. The record is from RefSeq and is a predicted model, not a curated record. Gene Ontology annotation, biological process: anatomical structure development; regulation of transcription by RNA polymerase II. Gene Ontology annotation, molecular function: RNA polymerase II cis-regulatory region sequence-specific DNA binding; DNA-binding transcription factor activity, RNA polymerase II-specific.